Fusarium redolens is the source of this 930-nucleotide messenger RNA. RefSeq lists its product as uncharacterized. Lineage: Eukaryota; Fungi; Ascomycota; Sordariomycetes; Hypocreales; Nectriaceae. The record is from RefSeq and is a predicted model, not a curated record. The transcript is spliced from 2 exons. Bases 1 to 930 code for a protein of 309 amino acids.
AUGCAUUUGAGCAUCCUUCGUUUGUUGGCCGUUGGCCUUGCUGGUUUUGAUGUUGCAGUUGGGAGCCCUUGCAAGCCUCACUCUUCAGUAUCUGACUCUUCGAUUGCGACAACUGCGACAACAUCCAGUUUUACCUUGUCUUUAGACACCUCAGCCACCUCAGCCACCUUUGCCAGUACCACGACCGAAGCAGUUACUACUUCUGACACAACCACUGAAGCAACUACGGUUACUGAAACAGAUACUGCGAGUACCGAGGCAACCACUUCCGGUGAUAUAACCUCGGAGGCGACUACUUUCGCUACAUCAGUCGCAACCACUGAGGCAACUUCUGCCACUGGAGCAGAUACUACAACAGAGACCAUGACCACGUCAGACACAGUCUCUGCUUCAUCCGAAAUCACUCAGGCUCCCACCACCACUGAAGCCACAACUACUGCAGCCCCCACCACCACUGCUGUGCCAAUGUUCCGACUCCUCGCUGAGAGCGGACCUUACGCAAACGAACCUGUUUUAUCAAACCGAAACCAGUUCAGUCAGCUUAUCUUCAACAGCGCUCAAGGCUAUACCGAGGCUUACUUCACCAUCGAUACCACUACUGGUCGCCUGUUGCUUGACGGCCAUUUGCCUGUGUGUGGAUUCUUUCCAGGCGAUGGCACCAGUGCAUUUAUGGUAUGCGAUGCCAACAAUAUGCCAGCGCAAGAGCAGUUCCUCACUUGCGAGUCACCUACCAGUAGCCAGUUAGAGUGCACUGUGCCUCAGGUGCAAUGCAGCAUGUUUUCAGGAGGGUGUACUACCACUGGCGCUCUCUGGGGCACUACAUAUAUUGGCGCCUCAGGUGGUACUGGUGCUGUUACUGCGAUCCUUGGCCCUCAGUCUAUGCAAGGAUAUACUCCUGUGGCCUUCUUAAUUACAUUUGACUCUGAUUAG